Messenger RNA from Acaulospora morrowiae, 972 nucleotides. Lineage: Eukaryota; Fungi; Glomeromycota; Glomeromycetes; Diversisporales; Acaulosporaceae. The record is from the annotation of a GenBank genome assembly.
AUGUUCGAAUUGGAUAUAGCAAAUUAUCUUGACAGUACAUUAUACAAAGAUUGGACAAUUUUUGACAUGAUAUCAUCUACACAAUUUCAAUUGUCUGUGAAUAGAAUCGAUAUAUUUCUCAAAGAUUUAAACACAGUACAACAAGCAUAUCAUGAAAAAUGCAAUAUACAUGCGUCCGCAAAAAAGAAAUUAAAGAAGAUUAUAAAAGAUUAUGGCAAAGAUGAAAUAGAGCGUUUGAUCAGUAACCAAGAUGAUAAUACCGAAAUAAGUAUAGAGUAUGGAAGUGAUAUCGAUAUACAAAAUGACAAUCAGGAUCAAGAAAAUCAGGAAACGGACAAUGAAGAAGUUGAGAUUGUAGAUAGGCAUAGAGAACGAGACUUUAUCACCAAAGUUCUUGUAAAUAUAUUCGAUCGUCUUUUAGAAGAAUUCGAUGAUUCUAUUUUUGAACUUAAUUGGAUUGAAAUAGAGUCUUGCAGUGUUACAAAUCGAAAGCGAAAAGCAAUUCAUGAAGAAUACACAGUACUUACUUCUGAUGCAAAAAAGAUGGAUUUAAUAGUUAAACUACGAAGAUUUGAAAGCGAAGUAUUACUACUUAAAGUAGGAAAUACGAUGGGGCCUAUUGAUGAUACAAAAAAUAGAAGAGAUCAUUCUAAACUUAAAAUAGUAAUGAAAGAUUGUUUAGAUGCGUUAAAAAAUAACUUACAUUUUAAAAAGAUAGAUCUUGAAGAAAUCUUCAUUAUCGGAAUUCAAGUUACUAGCAGAAAAUGGACGAUCUAUUCACUUUCAUAUAACAGUUUACAAAACUUCUAUUUUUUCGUUGAAAUGGCAACAUUAAUAUUUCCGAAAACACUUCAAGAUAUGGAAAUUGAGUUGCCAAUAUUUUUAGAAAAAAUUUUGGCAUUAAGAAUCAAGCCAAAAAAAUACAGGAAAUGGCUCAUAAAAGAUCUAGUACGGCAAGCUCUCCUCCUGUAA